AUGUUGCAAAAUGUCCUUAUUCUCAUGCUUGGUCAGCUUCUUCCAUUGGUGAGAACCAGGUAUCCCAUCUUCUUCCCCUGUGACAGUGAUGUGAACGCCACCUCAAUAGACUGCUCUCACAGGCCACUCGUUGAAAUUCCUGUUCUCACCUCUUCAAAAGUGCUGUCACUCAACCUGAGCUGGACCAAGAUUAAGGAAGUGGGACAGCAUGCUUUCUCGGGAACUCCAAACCUUCAUACGCUGAAAAUAAUGGGGAAUUGUCCCCCGGGUAACCAGCGAGCAUUUUAUGACCGCUCAUGCAAAAUGGAGAUCCACUACCAUGCUUUCAAAGGCCUGCAGAAUCUCCAUUUUCUCUAUUUGUCAGGAAACAGCCUCACGUCCUUACCCUGGUUACCAAAAAGCUUGAGGAUUCUGGAUCUGGAAAACAACUGCAUCUUCAACAUACACCGCCCUUUGAAAGUUCCAUAUCUAGAGCAACUCUCCCUCAUGAAAAACUGUUUUUAUCUCAACCCUUGCAACCAGUCAUUUUACAUCAGUGAGGAUGUUUUCAGGGAGCUUCCAAAACUCAAGCGUCUGACUCUGGGUUACAACAAUUUGACGUCAGUCCCAACAGGGCUGCCAUCCUCGCUGGAGAGACUGGAUUUGAGAGAGAAUACAAUCACGGAGAUUUUAGAAGGAGCAUUUGCAAACCUGACUAAACUCAACUAUCUAAAUCUGGAGUGGAAUUGCCAGCGCUGCGAUCACGCAGCUCGACCAUGCUUUCCCUGCCCCCAAAACAAGUCCCUCUUCUUACACCCAAAAUCACUCUAUGCUGAGAAUAGCUCCGUCGUCUACCUCAGUUUGAGGGGAAACUCUCUGCGUGAUUUCCCAGAGGGCCUCUUCCGACCUUUGACCAAGUUACGAAGACUGGACCUCUCUGACAACCUCCUGGCGUACGCCAUCCGUAAUGGCACCUUCUUCACGGAGCUGAAGAGCCUGACGUGGAUCAGCCUCAUCUAUAACUAUGAACCCAUGAGAACAUUUGAUGAGCUGAAACUUUCACCACAUCUUGGCCACAUCUCUGGUCUGAGAUAUCUUCUCCUCAGUGGGAACUUUUUCCACAUGCUUUCAGCACAGAGCCUUGACGUUUUGUUCAAACUGCAUGAGCUGAAGGUCCUUGAGCUGCGAAUGAACUUCAUCAACUCAUGUGACAUGAGUGCUCUGGGACGCCUUCCUUCCCUGAAGAAAGUGGACCUCUCACAGAACAUGCUGAACUUCUUUCGGUCUUGUUCCGGUCCAUCCCCUGAGAAUGCUUUGCAACAUGGCCCCUGGCAGGACCUGGCCACGUUUCAUGAUUUCCCUGAUCCAGCCCUAAUACUUGUGGAUCGGAGGGCCACUGAAAACAACCCAUGGCAACCUCCUGAAAAGAAGAUAGAGGCUUUCAGUGAACUUAAUGCUACUCUGAAGGUAUUAGACCUCAGCAACAAUGAGUUUCACUUCCAGAUGAAGGGCAUGGGGCAUCGCUUUGGGUUCAUCCGCAAUCUCACUUAUUUGGAAGUCUUAAGUCUGGCAAACAAUGGCAUUGCGAUGAGGAUAGAUCAGAGGCUGGCCAGUAAUUCACUGAAAUACCUCUAUUUCUCUGGAAAUCAUCUUGACAUCAUGUGGGACUCCAGUGACAACAAUUACCUCCAUUUCUUCCAGGACCUUGAAAAUUUAAUCCAUCUGGACAUCUCUCAGAAUCAUUUGAGAUCAAUAUCGCCAGUUGUGCUCUGUAACCUACCAAAGAGCAUCGAGGCCCUCUGGAUCAGUAACAACAAACUGAACUAUUUCCCAUGGCAGAACGUCACGGCUCUCAUCAAGCUGCGCCACCUCAACCUCAGUGAAAACCACCUAUCCUAUUUGCCAAACACAGCCAUAGAUUUUGGCCCAGAUUUUGCUCUGUUGGACCUCAGUUACAACCAGAUCAGCUUUCUUCCUGAGGACUUCUUCAAUAAAGCAGAAUCCUUGCUAUAUCUCUACCUCAGCCAUAAUAAUCUGAAAGCGCUAAACCACCUGUCGCUCCCUGCCCUGCUGAAAAAUGGUACAGCUCUUCAGAAACUCACCCUGCAUGCAAACCCCUUUGAAUGUGACUGCGAUAAUUCCGGGUUCGCUGAAUUCCUGCGGUCCAGCACAGUGCUGAUCCCCUAUCUUACCACCAGCGUUCAUUGCGAAUUCCCAGAGUCCCUGCAAGGUAAGAGCGUUCUGUCCAUCGACCAGCGCUCCUGCCAGGAGAUCUACGGGGGCUUGGCCUUCCUCUUCACCUCCUUCCUGGUCGUGUUGCUUACAAUUUUACCCCUGUUGAAACAUCUCUACGGCUGGGACCUUUGGUACUGUUUCCAGCUGUUGUGGGCAGGAUACAAGGGCUACUCCCAUUUACCAGGCAGUGACUUCCAUGGUCACUAUGAUGCAUUCAUAGUAUUUGACGUAGAUAACCAGGCUGUGAGGGACUGGGUCUACAACGAGCUAACCGUCCACCUGGAGAGCUCGGGUCACAGGAGGUUCUGUCUCUGUUUGGAGGAGAGAGACUGGGUUCCUGGGCUCUCCUGCAUCGAGAACCUCCACAAUGCUGUGUACAGCAGCGUGAAGACGGUGUUCGUGCUGUCCAAAGGCUGGAGUAGCAAUGGCGACGCGGUAGUGAAUGGCGUGAUACGUCAGGCUUUCUUCAUGGUUCAGCAGAGGCUUCUGGAUGAAAAGGUGGACGUGGCGGUGCUGGUUCUGUUGGAUGAGAUGUUUCCCAAACUCAAGUACCUGCAGCUGAGGAAGCGACUGUGUCGGAAGUCGGUGUUGUCCUGGCCAAGGAAUCCCAGGGCCCAGCUGCUUUUCUGGAACAAACUGAGGAUGGCGCUGUCCUCAGAUAACCUCCGGCUCUAUGACAACAACAUGAGCGAAAGCUUCAUAUGA
Molecule: messenger RNA, 2919 nt
Organism: Lampris incognitus (smalleye Pacific opah)
Lineage: Eukaryota; Metazoa; Chordata; Actinopteri; Lampriformes; Lampridae
Gene: tlr9
Product: toll-like receptor 9
Exons: 3
Coding region: 1-2919 (972 amino acids)
Biological process (GO): canonical NF-kappaB signal transduction; toll-like receptor signaling pathway; defense response to virus
Cellular component (GO): plasma membrane
Molecular function (GO): protein binding; pattern recognition receptor activity
Source: RefSeq, a predicted model, not a curated record